This is a messenger RNA of Bombyx mandarina (wild silkworm), 9642 nucleotides long. RefSeq names its product zinc finger SWIM domain-containing protein 8 homolog. Gene Ontology annotation, cellular component: Cul2-RING ubiquitin ligase complex. Lineage: Eukaryota; Metazoa; Arthropoda; Insecta; Lepidoptera; Bombycidae. Gene Ontology annotation, molecular function: zinc ion binding. The record is from RefSeq and is a predicted model, not a curated record.
GAUGACAUUAGACUUUACUCUUGUUUGGCAAAUGGAUCAGCAGAUGAAUUCCAGAGAGGAGAGCAUCUAUUCAGAGAUAGAGCUGUUAAAGAUGUUUUACAAAUUGGUUUUCAUUUAUCUGCCACAGUUGUACUUACUAUGCCUCGUGCCCAAUUUAAUGUCGCAGUAACGUUUGACAGACAGAGAAUUUCGUCAUGUAACUGUACUUGUUCAUCUACAGCACACUGGUGUUCACAUAUUGUAGCUGUAUGUCUGUACAGAAUUCAUUUGCCUACACAAGUAUGUCUUCGUGCACCUGUAUCUGAAUCAUUACAAAGGUUAAGAAGAGACCAACUGCAAAAAUUUGCACAGUAUCUUAUAUCGGAACUACCUAGACAAAUACUUCCGACGGCACAGCGUAUUCUGGAUGAAUUACUGUCUGCCCAACCAAAUCAGAUAAACACGACUUGCGGGGCGCCAGAUCCGACCGCUGGAGCAUCAGCCUACGAAUACACAUCCUGGUUCUUAGAUGAAAAGACCUUGCAUAACAAUAUCAAUAAAAUAUUAGUGAAGUUUUGUGUUCCAGCUCCUAUUGUUUUCAGUGAUGUAAAUUACCUGAGCACAAGUGCACCACCAGCGGCAUCUGAAUGGUCAUCUCUCCUUAGACCUCUAAGAGGGAGGGAGCCAGAAGGAAUGUGGAAUUUACUCUCUAUAGUUAGAGAAAUGUUCAAGAGAAACGAUAGAAAUGCUAUACCCCUGCUCGAGAUAAUAACGGAAGAAGUUAUGGCUUGCGAACAGAUCAUUAUAUGGUGGUAUACGACGAAGGCAUCCUUAGUGGCUUGGGGUGGUGGAACAGGAGGUAAACAUGGCGGCGGUUCAGGCAACUCAUCAGCCCAGCACGCCUGUUCAUCUCUCUGUGAUGAGGUGGUUGUACUGUGGCGACUCGCUGCAUUGAACCCUGCGCUCGCGCCGCACGAACGGGACACACUGCACGAACAAUUCGUUCAGUGGCAUUCCAAAGUACUUGAUAAGGUGGCGAAGAAUCGUAACAACCACAUAGGCACAUCCUCUUCGUCUUCGUCGUCACAUUCGCGGCACCCGAGAUCGCAUUCGCAUCCCCCUUACAUCAACGGGAUCAGCGAGAACGAAGUCUUUCCCGGCUUCACCCCGGCCAUGGAGGCUUGUUUCCUCGAGUGGGAUGAUUACCCAAUUCCCGGAGUGACCUACACGAAAGACUUGAAUCCCUUGUAUCAUAGUCCGUUCACUAUUUUCCGCCACGCCGAUAAGCAAAGCGAAAACGUUCAUCAGGUGAAUUCAUCAAAAGCAGUACUUAACAAUGAAAUGUCAUUAAGCUAUAGACUGACAAAUCCCGAUCCGUCUCAUGUACACAGAAAUUUAAUGCACAAAAUUAGUAGAAUUAGUGUUGAUUUGGCUGUGCCAGGAACAUCAAGUCAGCCGUGUGGGUCCGGACAAGGACCCAGUGGUGGGCCCCGUGAUGGCAGCGGUCACAGCGAUGGCAAUCACUCUAGUGUAUCAUCAGAAGGUUUCUGUGAGAACGAAGAGGAGAUGCAGGCGAGCGGCGGCGACACAGACUCGCACUCGUCGAGCUCCCCGAGCGCCUCGUCCGACGACGCCACACGGCGCAUCUCGCAGGACGACUCUGUGUCCGACGACGAGUGUCAGCUGUACUACUACGACUCGGCGGCCGCUAGACGCCUCGAACUUAACUCUGCCUCAGGCGGCGGCACUAGUUCGUCGUGGACGGCGUCUGGCUGGGAGUGCGGCUGGGAGGUGCAGUUCGCCCGCGCGGAGGGUCUGCAGGCGCACGGGCGGGCGCGGGAGGCGAGCGCGCUGGGGGCGGCGCUGGCGCGGGAGCUGCUGGCGCGGCCGCCCGUGCUGCACGCGCCGCACGACCCACGCCGGCCCCGCAAGAAGCACGCCGUCUCGCCGCGCCUCUGCGCCGCCUCGCACCGCCUCUCCUGUCUCGCCUCGGCCACGCUCGCCAAGUGCGCAUUCCUCUGCACGGUCCUGGCUGAGUUUAGUGAACAUCACGAACUUGCAUUCAGAGUGGGUUUGUUCGCAUUAGAAAUGGCGCGUCCGCCGGCGAGCACUAAAGCGCUUGAAGUCAAGUUAAAUAAUCAAGAGACCGAGUUGGUGGCUUUACUUAAGAAGUUACCCACAGGGGCGGAACAAUUGACAUUGGCCCGAGAAAAGGCGGAGCAACUACGCGAUGGAGUUCUGAAGAACCGAGGUCCAGCUCUUUUGCCGAUUGCCUUGGCGAGUUUCCUAUUCGAAGUUCUUGUACUGUCUGCGACUGAUAAAGAAAACAAACACCCUGCACGGUUAACAUCUGACGAAAUGCUCGGAUUCGAAGCAGCCGUAGCGGCGUUGGGACUGAAAGCGAAUGUUUCUGAAGCAGAACACCCUCUAUUAUGCGAAGGCACGAGGCGGCAAAGAGGAGAAUUAGCUCUAACAUUGUUAUCGUUUUACAAGGACGAUCCUGUUAAGUUGGCUAGAAUUAUGAAUAAGUUGUUGGACCGCGACAUCCACCAGCUGACGAAGGGCCCGAUGGUGAGCAUGUACUACAUGAACAACCCGCGGUUGGCGGCGUACCGCUCGGACGUGUCGGCCGUGCCGCUGUAUCCGCCGCUGUACCCGCCGCACGCGCACGCUCACCAGCAUCAGCAUACGAUCCCGCACCCGAUUCCAAUCCCGCCGCCGUGCAUACCGCCGGUACCAGUGCAGGUCCAGUGCCCACUGGUCAGCGACAUGGAACGUCUGUCGUUAUCGGAGGGUGGGCCGUCCCCGCCGUCCCACCUGCACAUGCACACGCACGCUCUACACGCGCCUCACGUCACGCACGUGUCACACACUACACACGUGCCGCACACCACACACGGACAGCACAACACGCACGUGUCGCACGUGACUCACGUGCCCCACACACCUCAUUCGUCUCACGUGGCGCACACGACCCACGUGCUGCAAACAACGACCCACGUGCCCCACACGACUCACGUACCGCACACUACGCACCUGCCGCACACCUCGCACGUGCAGCACACGUCACACGUGCAGCACUCGUCGCAUUCGCAGCACACUACGCACGGUCCGCACAGUUCGCACACGUCACACGGACAGCCACACAUGUCGUCUCACGUAGCCAUCACCAGAUCGAAGGAUUCAAGAUAUAAAGGAAAACGUCAAUAUCCGUCCGUGCCAAAUCAACCCUCGGAGGCAUCCGCCCAUUUUAUGUUCGAACUUGCGAAGUCUGUGUUGUUCAAAGCCGGCGGUUCGUCCAGUACCAGUCUAUUCACGCAGACGUCAUGCGCCAGAGAACAUCAUGGACCACAUCGGGGUUUACAUAUGGCGGCGUUUCAGUUAGGCCUAUACGCACUAGGCCUACUAAACUGCGUGAGCGCAAAUUGGCUCAGCCGGACGUAUUCGUCUCAUGUUAGUUGGAUCACAGGGCAAGCAAUGGACAUCGGAGCUCCAGCUAUUUUAUUCUUAAUCGAUGCUUGGGAAGGACAUUUGACGCCGCCAGAAGCGGCCAGUAUUGCUGACAAGGCGUCGUCCGGUCGCGACGUGCACACGGUGCGAGCGGCCGCGGAGCUGGCGCUGUCGGUGCUGCCGCACGCGCACGCGCUCAACUUCAACGAGAUACAGCGUGCCGUGUUGCAGUGCAAGGAGCAGAGUGACUCGAUGCUCGAACGUGCCUGUCUCAUAGUCGAGGAAGCGGCCAAAGGCGGCGGCGUGUACCCGGAGGUGCUGUACACCGUGGCGCGGUACUGGCACGAGCUGUACCUGCGCCAGCCGGGCGACGAGGCGGAGCACGACGAGCCGCAGUACCGGCCGGCGCCCCUCCCCGCGCCCCUCCCCGUGCCCUACCCCAUCCCGUACCCGUUCACGUACCACGCCUACCCGCCUCCCAUAUACCAGCUGCAGUAUGGUGGCGCGGGAGGUGCGCAGUACGCAUUGCCGCCGCCGUAUUUCGUACGUGGAAUAGCGCCACCGCCCAUAGCUGUCAACGUCAGCGUGCAUUCCACGCACGCGCCCCCGCUAGCGGCGCCGCUGCCCCCGCCGGCCCCCGCGCCCCCCGCGCCGCCGCCGCCCGCGCCCGCCAACAGCAGCUCGCCCAGCAACCAGGCACAGCUGCGCCGCCUGCUCUCCGCCUACAGGGUCGGCAUGCUCGCCCUCGAAACUCAAGCGAGGCGCGUACACGACGAUAGACCCCAGAACAAUUUCGAUUUGUUCAGAAACCCGCCGUACGGCGAGCACGUGAAGUGGUUGUUGCGGAUCUCGAAGCAGCUGGGCACGCAGUACCUGCACCAGUUCUGCGUGAGCGCCGUGAACUCGGUGGUGUCGCCCUUCGUGCUGUACGAGCUGUGCGUGGAGUCUGCGCACUGGCUGGCGCGCGGCGGCCCGCACCACAUGGUCAUGCAGCACCUGCGCGGCACGCUGGCGCCGCUCGUGCACAAGUGCCAGCAGAUGUACAUUCAGUGUAUACAUCAAAAAUUGUAUCAUCUGAACGCAGUCGAGUACGAAGAGUUCGUUAGCAUCGUUCUGUCCGCCCGCACGGCCUUCCAGCUCACCCCCGAAGGGAACACGCAGUUCAAGGAAUGGCUGGCUUCAUUGCGCAGGUCUAAAUCGUGCAAGAAGGACCUGUGGACCCAGCUCAAUGCGGCCCUGCAGACGAACGGCAAAUGACGUCGGCAGCCGAUAGUUUGUACGACGCGGUGCGCCGCCGGCAAACUGUCAUUCCACAGGCGAUGGCCGCGAUGUCGGCUCUACUACCAUCUGCACACUCUCUAACUCUAGAACUCGUGUUAUUUGUAAUUUAAGUACUUAAUUAUAAUAAAUAUAAAAAUAGAGCGAACGCGAUUUCGUAGCGCACGAACGUCUGCAAUGAAAUGACGAGGAUAAUUAAAAAGACUUAUUACCGAACGUUGACGACUCGUCGUUUUCCUUGCAGUUUUGUCUGCUUUAGUUAAUCAAAAUUUAAGGUUUCGAAGCGUAUUUUUAUAUUAGAUUAUUAACGAAGAAUUAGAUAUAGUUAAGAUCGCCUUUAGAGUUUAGCCAAUCGAUUAUAUCGAUCGAUCGAUGGAUUAAUAACGAAUGAUAAAGCAAAAAGGUCGGUUCGGAACACUGAUAUGUAUCCCUUGUAGUUAAAGAGUAUUUAAAUGUAAGGCUGUAACUUAAAUUACAAAUAAUACAAUCUGGUCACACUAAAAUAAUAGUAAUGAAUAGUUAUACAUCUUAGAAAUAGUAUAGACGCUCCUUUUGAGGGUAAACGAUCUCAAUAAAAAAUGAGGACUACAGAGAUAACUGCAGAUAUGUUGCUCCUUUGAGAGCUAGUGUACUUGUCUGUUCAUUGUUUUAUGGCGCAAAAAGAGACACUUGCAACAAUUCAGAUUUAUCAUAAAACAUUAAUGCUAGAAUUUCCUUGUUUAAUUUAAUAAAAUAAAUAUUGAAGCUCAUUAUAAGGUUGUGCGUUGUAGGCAUGCAAUUUGGUUGUAGUUGACUUCUUAUGAGACUUAGAACGACCGAUCACGCAGAGGAGUUGAUGAAACAUCUCUAAAUUUUUUCUCUUGCUUCUAAAUGCAGAAUAUCAGAGUUGUGUGUUGAAAGAUUGGUCCCAUUUUUUUUUUCAAAUAAUGACAUGUCCAUUCUCUCUUCUCAAUCGUUUUUCACCGAUUUUAACUUAACUAGUCAGUGGUCUUAGGAAACGGUUAUUUAAAAAAAAGAAUAUCAGUGGAUCCUCAAUAUUUCAUAGAUCUUUUUUUUCUAAUUUAACUUAAUCCGUCUUGAAACGGUCCGCUAGUCUUAUUUUAUUGUUUACUCUGAUAAACAAACAAACUUUUAACUUGUACAGAUGAAUGUAGUUGGAUAGCAUGUUUUUUUAAUUAAUCCAAUAAGGCAAGAGCUACAAGAAAGAAGCUUAAAGAAAAAGAUGCACAAAAGUUUCCAUAAAAAUAAAUAAUGUUCCAUAAAACAAAGGUAUUUGUCUAUUACCAAGUAUUAUAGAUUAAAUAAUGAUUAAAAGAAAAUUCUGUAAAUCUUACAAAAAUUAAAACCAAAAAAAACCGUACACCUCUGAUGAAAGAAAUAUUUAUCAUUUUUUUAAAUGAUAUAACAAUUAUUGAAUUGUUAUUAAACUGUGUUCAUUGUUGGGAUACAAAAUAGCUAAAAAAAUUAAUGAGUUUGCAAAUUAUUAAAAAAAAUGUAAUCAAUCUGUCGGCGGUGCAACUUUGUUCGCUGCUUUUGGAUAUUGAAAUGUUUUUAAUGCCUGUUUGAGUAAUUCCUCUGAUACACGUUUUAACUUCAACAAGUCGUUACAGACUUUUUUAUUUCAGCGCUAUGAUCUAGUGUAUACUACAAAUUUUAUACGCAUGUCAUGCUUACGUGUAAAGGGCUGCUUGCAUAAAUUUUUUUAUAUAUUUACACUAUUUUUUUAAAAUCCGAUGUAAGAAGUAAAGUGGACAACUCGAUUGAGAUGUAUUUAAAGAAUUUUAUUUUUCAUCAACCGAUAGGAAAUUUAACAAUAAAAAGGUCUUUGCAACCAUAAAUACUAGCCGCCCUAAAAUAAUACAAAUCCGUAAAAGAAUAAUAGUAAAUUUUAACCCAGAAUUCCUUUUAUUUAUAUCUUUAUGCGCUUACAUGAACAUGUCCUCGUAGCAAAUUAUUUAAAAGAUCUCUUCUAGUAAAAACUAAGUUAUCUUCGUCGCUCAUUAAAUCAGGUCUCAUUUUAUCUUUUAGUUCACAAAAAGGUACAUUCUGAACCUUCGUUAUAAAGUUACGGUGCCGCGGCGUUAUUAAAAUAAAAACUAAUAUUUAAAUUAAUUAUAAACAAAAAUUAUAUAGAAUUAAAAAUUGAUCUAAAAACGAAUAUUAGAAUGUUACUCUUUUGAAAGAAUGUUUGUAUUUCGACACUGCUGUCGAGACACGAAUACGCUUUUUGCCUAAAUUCAGGCUUAUUGUGAAUAUAUUUCCAAUAUACCUACUCGAUAUGAAUUGAAAAGUUGGCUUAAUUAACAAGAGCCAAUUCGUAUGUAUGUUAAUUCGUAAUUGGCGUAAAGGACAUUGAGUGACUUAAAACUUUUUAGUGAAAUGUCAUUAGACUACAAAAAGUAUUAAUACGGAAUGUAGCCGGAGACCGUUGAAAAGCACAACUAUUUUUGAUAUUCUCUUGUGGAAAUUUGCAGAUUUCAGUGAGUUACACAGUUCACGUGUUGGCGUCUCGCGAAGAUAAAUUUAGACGUUCGUUUGAUUCAUAGUACUUUAUUUACACAUUUAUAAUUAUAUUACUAUUAUUAUAUUAUUAUUAUUAUAUUGUAAUGCGUAGUGGUAUCUUGAGAGCCUUUAAAAAUAACAAAAAUAUUAAUAUUUUGCGACACGAGUGCUGGCAACAAAAAAAAAAAACUCCCCGAUUGUUAUUUUAGAUCAUUCAGAAGUAUUUAUAUCGGUAUCGGUAUUUUUGUCAGAUAGGUAAGUAAGUGAUUCGAAUAUAGCGCUAUUUAGAUUACGAACUGUCAACGGUAAAUUUGUGUAAGAAGUGGAUAAUAUUUGAAAAGACUAAGUAAUUAAGUACGUGUAUUCGACGUCGUCGAGAAAACUGGCGAAAUAAAAAUUAUUGAUAUGACUUUAUAACAUUAGUUAAGAACUUACGGUCACUCUUUAAUUAAAUAAGAUCUUCCAACUAUAAAGCAAUAUUAAAAUAUCAUUUUAUUGUAAUUUUAGAAAUUUAUAUCAAUGUAGCGGUCUUUUAGAUGUGGUCGGAUCGUUCGUAUUUAGAUGUUUUGCUAAAUUAUUGUCGAUAAUAAAAGUAUAUUGUCUACUUGUACGGCGUAGUACAUUAUUGAUAACAUGUUAUUGAACGUUUACUUAAGUCGUACAAUUAAAGCAUUAUUUAUUCGAAAGCUAAAGUUGCUCAAUUCGAAUAUAACACGUACCGACUUCAACGUACCUAUUGUAUUACAUGUGCCUUGACGUGUCACACUGUUAACAAGAUGUAUCUCUUGAAGUUAUACAAAGUUAUUUGUAUUUCAGCUGUGUUCAUUACGUAAAGUGCUUUUUAAGGUUUUACACGAUUUUUCAUCCAACGCAAAAGGUUGUCUAUGGUCAAGCGACUCUUAUUGGAGUGCAGACCUGCCACUUGCAACGUAAAACAAAAGAACGAAUAAACGGUUGAUCAAAUUAUUCAUGUUAAUAGUAUAUUUAAUAACGAUAGAAUAAUAUUAAAGGUUAAUGUUUAUCGUCGUGAUCAAAUGUAUAUAACUAAUGCAAAGGAAGUUACAGAGUCAGGAACAAAAAUAUAAAGACAUUGAAAAGACGAGACGUUGCCAGCCUCGGUGUCGGUUAGAUUUAGUUUAAUAUCUUUAUAAAUUUAGAAGUUUACAUGCGUUGAUUAAAGUGUCGGACAUAUGAAUGCUUUCCAGCAUUCGGUAGAUAGUAAAAUUUAGAAUGCUAGUUAGUAUAAUUGUCAUUCUUUACAAGUUGAAUUGAAAGCUAAAUUAAAUAUUUUUCCUCGAGUUACGACCGAUAUCUUUCAGAUUCAAUAUAAAAAUUCUUAAAAGUUUCACGUUUGAAUUUUAUGAAGCACCAAAUCGCCACGGUUUUUAGCUGUAGCGUGUUCGUUAGUUUAAAUAAUAAACAGCACUUUGAGAGUUUGAAAGGCAUUUUUUUUAUUUGUGCAAGGGAACUAUAUUUUAAUGGCCUAAACAGGUUACCGAUUUAUAUUAUUUUUCAACAUAUCGAUCGCAUAACUUACUUAUAAUCGGUCGUUUAAAAUUAAAAUAAAACAGAUUGGGGUCCCAUAUUAAACGAAUUUGUUCCUUUGCAAAAAAAAAAGAAAACACAUAGUACUUACCAUUGAAAAAUAUCAUAAAUUGAAUUUGCCGUCCAUAAUUGUUUUGCACAUCAUCCUAAGUAGAUUAUUAAAGAUAAUAUUGUCUACUGUUUUUUUUAGAUUAAUAUUUUGAACUGCAAAAACUGCUCUUUGGGCAUUAUUAACAAUUUUUUGAGUAUAGUUUGUUCGAAGGUUUCUCUUUACAUCAAAAGUGCUUUGAGGUUUUGUCUUGAAAAAAGAAAAAGUUAAAAAAAAACUAUUUUUACACUUAAAGCGUAUUUAAAGUGAAAAAAAAAAGAUAUCGUUAGUUUCGUAUAUAUAAUGUUAGUGUCUACGAAGCAUAUUUUAUUUAGUUGUUUAAUGCAUGUUUGUAGAGUUGUAAUUCGCCCAGAUUGCAGAGUCGUAUAGCGUUUCACAUAUAACCGCCGUGUUCUAAAUGAUUUGCAGUUCAAGACUCAUCUAUCAAGACAUUAGUUAUGCAAAAAAAUAUAAUGCCUAAUCAAUAACAUUUUUGUUUUAAUAGGGCCUUAUAAUGUGAAACUCAUUUAUAUAUCUAGAGGUAGUUUGUGAGCGAGACAUACAUACAAGAAUACUAUAGAUUUUUAUUUAAUAUUAGAAUCAGUCAAAAUAUGGUUAGAGAUUGAAUCAAGCUAAUUAAUAUUAACUCUUUGACUGCCGUAUAGGUCACCGGUGUCCUACGCGGCGCACUGAACUAAUUAUGUCGAUUUCUAUUACUAUAGCGCCGGAAUAUCUAUUAGACUGGGAAAGACGAACCCGAAGAUACUGAGAAUGAAUCUCUUAUUAAGAUACUUAAUAGA